Molecule: messenger RNA, 1691 nt
Organism: Cylicocyclus nassatus
Lineage: Eukaryota; Metazoa; Nematoda; Chromadorea; Rhabditida; Strongylidae
Source: the annotation of a GenBank genome assembly
AGAAAAUUGUCGUUAAUUUCAUCUUGUCCAGGUGAUGCAGCUUCUGUACAUAUUAUCCUGCUUAACUAUCACAGCUGCACUCCCAUUCCUCGGUAAAAAGACUAAUUAUGAUGAGAUGACAGCCAGAAAACUGUUGAAUAUGGCUGCAGGAGCAUAUGGAGAAAACCAUGAAGAAUGUCUCAACAGGACUUUUCCAACGCAUGAAACUCAUGUUGUCGUGUCGACAACGAAAGAGGACUGCGAUGAAUUGGACAACACAUGCGAGAGUUACAUAGCUGCAUCCGAAACAGCAAAGCAGCUGAUCAUUGUUUUCAGAGGAACCAAGUCAAAGGGACAAUUACUUUUGGAAGGAUUGCAGUCCACAAAGCCAGGAGAAUAUUUCUUUGGUUUAGGGAAUGUGAACAGAUACUUUCUGAACGGUCAUCGAGUGCUGUGGCCAACUAUAGAAAAUACACUCAAAGAUCCAAAGUAUGCGGGCUACAAACUCAUCUUUACUGGCCAUUCCCUUGGAGGAGCUCUAGCGGCUUUAGCAGCUGCACGAACAGCGAAGGAAGGUUAUCGACCGGGUAACGAGAUCACGAUUUACACAUUUGGUGAACCUCGAGUAGGUGAUGUGACGUUUGCUGAGAACUUUGACAAAAUGAUACCAGACAGCUAUCGUGUCGUAUUCCGACGUGAUAUCGUACCUCAUCUGCCAUCAUGCGCGAAGGACAAGAGCUGGAUCGGCGAUGAGGAUGCUAGCAAACCAUGCGAUCGCAAUAGAUUGCGUAAACCGUAUCAUCAUGGCACGGAAAUUUGGUAUCCAGACUCGAUGGAACCUGGAUCUCACUACAUCGAAUGUGUAGGUGAACCCAAAGGCGAAGACUUCACCUGUUCGGAUAAGAUCAAAUUCCGAUAUGAUCAGUAUGCCAGCUACAUAUGGGAUCAUCGACACUACUUUACCGUUAGGGUUCCUCAAUACGGGAAAGCAGGAUGCGAUGUAACAUUACCUGAAGGACAACCUGGACUCGUCGAGAAAGUUAUGUGUUUCAUAAGUCGAAAUCCGGACUGCGAAGAACAUGCGCUUGAGAUGACAAAUCGCAUCGAAGUUGUACCAGCUGAAUAUCUAAGUGCCCCACCGCCUACCACUACCGAGGAGUCAACUACUAAACGUUCGUCUUCAUUCGGGAAUUUUUUCCCACUCGUCCUCAGUACCCUAGCGUCUUUGUUUAAAGGAAAAUGAUGUUCAACAUCCUAUUGUGUCUCAUUAUUUAUUGCCUCUUCCUUUCUUAGUCAUCUUUAUAUAAUUCAAAGUUCUUUCUUAAGACGACGUUCUGAGAACCGAACCGCUAACUGACUAACCUGUGUCUACUAACGUGUUGCUCAAAAGCUUUACUCUUUUCUUGACCAUGGUAUUGACCACCCGCUUGCUAUGCCAGUUCCCUCGCACAUUCCUUUACUCUACACUACGAGUCAAAUUCGCUUUCGUUUAUAAAUGCAAUAAUCAUCCUAACACUAGCAAUUGUGAUAUAUUAACUUUACGUGAAAACUGCUGUAUUAUCACUUUCAGAUUUUGUCUUAUGCAUUAACUUUGUCGAGAUGAGCGUUCCUAAUGAGAUACAGUAUGAGCAUGAUCAGGAAGACUGAUGGUUCACUCUUUUUAUCUGCAACUUGUAAAUUGUCCAUUUUAUGCUAGCAGUUGAAAUAAUAAU